AUGUACGUCUUUGGGAUUUCUGUCCCCCUGACAUGCCUCUUGUGGCACCUCAUAUGUUGUCUUAUAGCCAUCGCGGAAGAUUUGGUGUGGGCACGAGUUCUUUUACCUGACGCCUUCAGAGAACCGUUGCGUGCUGCCCAAUUUUCUUUUAGCGUCAUUGGCGCUGUUAUUUAUGUGGUGGGUGCGGCACCACUAUUUGUGUAUGCAUACAAGUACGGGCUUUCCUACAGCCAGCGCCAGAGACGAUUUUUGUUUGGCAUGGCGUUGGUGUUUUUUACGUGGUCUUUUCCCAUCUUUAUCAUUCAACUAUCGAUGGUGUUGUCCAAGGUGAAAUGGCGCAAUCCCGUCGAUGAUAUUGUCUUUGCUCUGAGCCUGAUAUCAUCUGCCAUUGGUGGGUGCAUCGCGUGGUUUGGCUACAUGCACUUAGUGUCGUACUACAUCCAUCAAUUCCAAGUGGUGGAGCAGCAUAUUGAACAACACGACCGUUUGGCCCCACACCCCAUGCGUCCGGUGCGCUCGGCACCGCGAGAGGACCAGCCUGACACCAUUUAG
Messenger RNA from Trypanosoma cruzi, 552 nucleotides. RefSeq lists its product as uncharacterized. The record is from RefSeq and is a predicted model, not a curated record. Lineage: Eukaryota; Euglenozoa; Kinetoplastea; Trypanosomatida; Trypanosomatidae. Bases 1 to 552 code for a protein of 183 amino acids. The transcript has a single exon.